CAAUAUCCCCAGACUUUCCCCUCCCCCAAUGGCCUCAGUAGCUCGGUCGCUGGGCCGCUCGGCCUUCUUCCUGGCCCGGAGAGGGCCUAUCUUCACCCCCGUCCGCCAAUUCUCCGCGACGCCCAUCUCCCUCGUCUCAGAAGAUCCGCCCGUCCCUGAGGAGCCCAAGCGCCCUCGUCCGCAGGACCUGCCCCCGGCACCCGAAUACUCGCCUGAUUUCCUCUCGAAAGAGGAGCGGGAGCAAUAUGACUUGAUGUCUCCGGAAGAGCGAAAGGCGUUCGACGAAGCGAACCGUGCUCUUGUCUCCGAAUACAACGACCCCCAGGCCCGUGCCGCCAUGUUCGCCGAGCUCGACAAGGAAGUCUUCCAGAUCGAAAGAGAAACACAUAUGCGUUUCGAGGCCCCAAGAGUCAGAUCGAACGGCUUCUGGGCGGAAGAUGAACCAGAUGAUCUGGCUCUCGUUGAGGACGGCGAUGAGGAUUUCAACGAUGACGAAAUGACGAGCAUGGCCUACGCACAACUCGAACAGCAUCGUGAAAUCAGAGAAUACGCUCGAAUCGCCGCUUGGGAUAUGCCAUUGUUGAGCGAGCUCGCCAAACCCUUCACCCUCCCCCCCGAAUCUCACAUCCUCCGCUUCCGCUACACAACAUACAUGGGCGAGCAGCACCCCGCCGAACCCAAGGUCGUUGUGGAGCUGUCCUCCAAAGAUCUGACCCCCAAAUACCUCACCGAAGCGCAACGCCAGACCUUCCUCAAACUCGUCGGUGUCCGCUACAACCCCCAAACCGAUAUUGUGCGCAUGUCCUGCGAGAAAUUCCCGCUCCGCGCCCAAAACAAGCGUUACCUUGGUGACACCAUCAAGUCAUUGAUCAAGGAAGCGAAGGAGGGGGACUCGUUCGCCGACGUCCCUCUCGAUCUGCGUCACCACAAGCCCAAGGUUACGCACCGCUUCCCCGAGUCUUGGGUUAUGACACCCGAGCGCAAGAAGCAGCUGGAGGCCACUCGUGCUGAGAGACAGCGUCAGGAGCAAGAGCGGGUGGACGGCAACAAGGUCGUUCUGCAGGCGGCGCGGACCCUGCCGGCUUUGAACCCUGCGUUGAACGCAAAGGCCACGGAAGAGCGGGAGAAGGUUGCGGUGAAGGUCAAUGCAAAGGCUCAGAGGAAGAGGGUUCGGUGAACUGAGCAUUGAGCUGUGAUGAGUUCUGGAGGGAAUUCUAGGGAAACAAACACCACGCCUCACUUCCACCAUGAUCGUUAUUCACUUACGAGAAACGGAGGGAGUAUGUCCAUAUGGUAACCUGAUGUGUCUGUUUUCGAGGGUAUACUGUAGUAUUUUCUUUGACCUGUGUAAGCUCAAACAAAACAGGGC
Aspergillus neoniger CBS 115656 is the source of this 1369-nucleotide messenger RNA. Its product is annotated as mitochondrial 37S ribosomal protein mS35. Lineage: Eukaryota; Fungi; Ascomycota; Eurotiomycetes; Eurotiales; Aspergillaceae. Bases 29 to 1177 code for a protein of 382 amino acids. The record is from RefSeq and is a predicted model, not a curated record. Gene Ontology annotation, biological process: mitochondrial translation. The transcript has 2 exons. Gene Ontology annotation, cellular component: mitochondrial small ribosomal subunit. Gene Ontology annotation, molecular function: structural constituent of ribosome.